Actinia tenebrosa (Australian red waratah sea anemone) is the source of this 3895-nucleotide messenger RNA. Its product is annotated as protein sel-1 homolog 1. Gene Ontology annotation, molecular function: protein binding. The record is from RefSeq and is a predicted model, not a curated record. NCBI's taxonomy places the organism in Eukaryota, Metazoa, Cnidaria, Anthozoa, Actiniaria, Actiniidae. Gene Ontology annotation, cellular component: endoplasmic reticulum membrane. Gene Ontology annotation, biological process: ERAD pathway.
UACGUGGCAAGCAAAGAAGCGUCGAGCUGAAAAGUUGUAAAUAAUUCGACCAAAAAAUAUGAAUAUUUAGCUGCUUCGUCACUGUAAACUCCAUACAUCCUUCCUAUAUUAUCUCCUAAACGAUUCACGACCCAUAACUAUAAACAGACGCUCAGUACUUCGCGGAAGGGAUGAAAUUUCGCAGGAGAAAUUUCGUGGUUUUUGUCCUUUUAUUUCUUUCAGCACAAAACAAAGCUGAAGAAAUUCCAGCUAAAGAGGAGGUAAAAGAAGCUCAGGAGAGUAAUGUAGAACAAACAGCUGAUACCACCAAGAACCAACAACAAGCUACACACAUUGAACCAAAGACACGUGAAUCUAGUGAUAAUAGUGAACAUAGUGAAGAUUCUAAAAGUAAAUUUGAACAUGAUAUGAAACAAAGUACAGAAAAUGAAGUUGUUAGGGAUGAUAUAAGGACUAGUGAAAGUUCUGGAGAACAAGUUGUGCAAAAUGAUGACAACCAACAGCAAGAAUCUAGUAAUACACAAGUUAAAUCUGAAACUGAUACUUUUGGAAAUAUAAAUCAGCAAGGUGAUCAAAACAGUGGUGCAAAUCUGCAGAGUGGGAAUAGUGAAGUUGUUAAUGGCAGAGAAGAUGUCAGACCAGUGGAGGAGGGACAUGACACAGAGAAUCUGAGAGAUCUAGGAGAUAAGAAUGUUGUGAAUGACGAGAAAAUGGGAAAUGAAAAGGUUGAUAAUGUUGGGAUACAAGAUGGAGGUUCUGUCAGUGAUAAUCGAGAACAAGGUUCACAGCAAGACAAUGAUAACAGUGAACAACAAGUUGUGAAUGACGAGAAAAUGGGAAUUGAGAAACCUGCUGAUAAUGUGAAAUCUGUAGAAAAAGAUCAAGAAAAUGAUAACAGUGAACAACAAGUUGUGAAUGACGAGAAAAUGGGAAUUGAGAAAUCUACUGAUAAUGUGGAAUCUGUAGAAAAAGGUCAAGAAAAUGAUAACAGUGAACAACAAGUUGUGAAUGACGAGAAAAUGGAAAAUGGGAAAUCUCACGAUAAUGUCAGAUCAGUAGAAAAAGAUUCUGGCAAUGGGAACCCGGUAGAUCAAAGAGUAGACUCACAGGAACCAGCUUUAUCAGAACAAAUGAACUUAAAAAAAUUGAAAGAAAACUUGAAAGAUGGUAAAGUUGGGGUCAAAAGUAAAAAGAAGAACAAGAAAAAGAAAAGCAAAAAAUCUGGGGGAAAAAAGAAAAAGAGUAAGAAAGAUUCCCAAUUAGAAUAUGAAGAUGAGGAUUAUGAAGAUGAAUAUUAUGAUGAAUAUGAAGAUGUUGAUGAUGCCGAGCAAGGUGGUUAUGUCAAACAUACUGAUUAUUAUGAUGACGAGGCUAAAGGCAUGAUGGGUCCAGAAGGUUAUAGAGAUGAUGAAGAUGAAGAUGCUCCCCCAACUCAAGGAACAACAGAAGAGCCAACAAACCCCCCUUUUGAUGAAGAAAAAGUCCAAGAAAUUCAUGAAGAAGUGUCUGAAGAAAUCAAGGAAAUGGAUAGUACAGCUCCUACCUCAGGGCAAAAGAAAGCACUACUCAAGGAAGAAAUUAUAAAACUCAGAGAGGAAAAUGAAGCCAUGAAAGCAAAAAAUGAGAAACUGAAAGAACAAGCUGGAUAUCUGGAAUACAAUGAAGCACAGAAUCUCCUCAAUCAGACUAAACCAAGCUACAGAAAAGCUUACAAGCUUUUAGAAGAAGCAGCAGUGGUUCAUAAUUAUACUAAAGCCAAGGAGAUGGUUGUUUUUGCAUACCUGGGUCUUGGCUUCAUGUAUGCAGCUGGUGUACAUGUCAACUCUAGUCAAGCCAAAGCCUUGGUCUACUACAUGUUUGCGGCAUUAGGUGGAGACGUUAAAGCACAAAUGGCUCUGGCAUAUCGCUACUGGUCUGGAGUUGGUGUUCAAUCAGCUUGUGAAACAGCACUUACUUAUUAUAGGAAGGUCUCCAACAAAGUUGCUGAGGAUGUAUCAUUGACUGGUGGUCCAGCCGUACAGAGAAUAAGACUAAUAGAUGAAGAUGAACAGGGAGGAAAUAAUGCAGUGCUUGAUGAUGAUUUGAUUCAAUACUAUCAAUUCCUGGCAGACAAAGGUGAUGUUCAAGCCCAGGUUGGCUUGGGUCAGCUGCAUUUUCAGGGAGGACGAGGAGUGGAAGUUGACCAUGAGAGAGCACACAGGUAUUUUCAACAAGCUGCAGAUGCUGGGAACUCUAAUGCUAUGGCUUUUCUUGGCAAGAUGUAUUCAGAGGGGGGUCAUGAUAUCAAGCAAGACAACGAGACAGCAUUCAAGUGGUUUAAAAAGGCUGCAGACAAGGGGAAUCCAAUUGGUCAGAGUGGUCUUGGACUGAUGUACAUGUUGGGUAGAGGUGUAGAAAAGAAUUAUGAGAAAGCUUUUCARUAUUUUAAGAUGGCUGCUGAACAAGGUUGGGUGGAUGGACAUCUCCAGAUAGGAACCAUGUACUACCAUGGUCUUGGUGUUAGGAGAGACUACAAAAUGGCCAUCAAGUUCUUCAAUCUCGCUUCUCAGUCAGGUCAUGUGUUGGCUUUCUAUAACCUUGCUGUAAUGCACGCCUCUGGCACAGGUGUCAUGCGGUCUUGUCACACAGCUACAGAGCUUUUUAAAAAUGUAGCAGAGCGUGGCCGUACAGCCAAGUUACUAAUGGAAGCGCAUGAGGCAUACAAACAAGGACAGGUUGAUACAGCUCUCUUGAAGUACGCUAUGCUGGCUGAACUGGGAUAUGAGGUGGCGCAGAGUAAUGUGGCUUACAUCCUUGACCAUGGAUUGUCUUCUAUAUUGAACAAAUCUGAAACAAACUCCCGUGCCUUGCUUUAUUGGACUAGAGCUGCAAUACAAGGUAACACCCAGGCAAGAGUUAAGGUCGGUGAUUACCAUUACUAUGGUUACGGCACGGAAGUAGACUAUGAGAUGGCUGCCUUCCAUUACAGAUUGGCCUCUGAACAACAACAUAGUGCCCAGGCCAUGUUCAACUUGGGUUAUAUGCAUGAGAGGGGAUUGGGAAUGAGACAGGAUAUUCAUCUAGCCAAACGCUUUUACGACAUGGCUGCACAAACCAAUCCUGAUGCCCAGGCUCCUGUUGCACUUGCUCUGCUGAAACUGGGCGUUCUUUUUUUCUGGGAAUGGGCACGAGAGAAUUACGAUUUCUGGAACAGAAUUGACUUGAACAAGCAGUUUGGACAAGACUGGGAUAUUUAUCUUGUGACAAUCUUAGCACUUAUAUUCGGCAUGGCAGUAUUUAUACGAAGACGAUAAAAAAAAUUGAUGUCAUUUUUAUGUGCAGCUAAAUCUUCCAGGCAUUGACCACAACAACUCUUAGAAAGCUAACCAAUCAUGAGUGAAAACUGAAGCCAAUCGAGAGAGAGCAGAAUAUUGAAGUGAGCCAAUCACCUUGUUUCAAUCCCACAAGCUGUCGACAACAUCUAAAUUGUCUGUUAGAAACAGCAAUUCCUCUAUUGAGAACGCACCCUUUUUAAAAACGUACAGCUGUACCGCACCACACAUUUCUUAAUAUAUAAUUAAAAUAAAAUGAAUUUCAGCGACACUUUAAAAAAAUCUUCAAUUAUUGAGGAAACUUUUUUCGUAAAAAUAAUUUUCAAAAAGGACCUACCAGACAAGGCCCGGAAGGUGUACCUGUUUAUUAGAGGUUCCCUCCUCAUUUUAGUUGUUGUGCUUUGUUUCCACUGUAUAAAAUGAUUGGUUAAGUUGCUGAGUGAUCCUUGGUUAAAGUGUCCACACAGUUAAACAUUGUGCCACACAUCUUUUUUACUCUCUCUCUUCCAUUUCAAGAGUAUAUUUCAUUUACGACAACACUCUUCCUAAUUUAAGUAAUUUUUAAUAAAAAUUAUGUAGCUUGA